UGAAACAUUGGGUGAAUUCAAUACUUACCUACUGUGUGGAUGAUAAUGAUGUCAUGCCAAAAAUAUUGUUUGCUGCAACGCAUAGUGACCUUCUCUCAGAUGAUAUGCAGAAGAAGAUGAACAUGAAAUUUGUAAAGAAAAUCACUGAAAUGUUUGGUACCCAUGAAAUGAAGAAACACAUUGUCUUCGAACCAGUUUUCUUUAUAAAUGGUACAGACAAAGACGAUCAUGGAAUUCAGAAUUUAAAAAACCAACUUGUCACUAUUGCCCGGAACCAGCCAUCUUGGGGACUACGGCGACCGAUGCUUUGGGUUCCCCUUGAGCUUCUGAUUGAUAAUAUGAUCAAAGAUAACAUCCAUAUAAUACCGAAAAUACAGUUAGCUGAAGCAAACACAAUGAACAAAGACCUAGCCCUGUCAGAAAGACAACUGGAAGAUUUUCUCUUAACACAACAUUCUUUAGGCAAAAUAAUGUACUUUAAUCAACCAGAACUUAACAAUUUUGUCAUUCUUUAUCCUCCUGCAUUGGUCAACAUCCUUCGAUCAUUCAUCACAGAUGAAAUAUUUUGGCCCAAGAAUGAGACCCUUAAAGGUAUUCUAAGAAGAAUGAGAGAAACUGGAAAAUUACAUAAAAGAGAUCUCCUUCAACUAUGGCAACAGGAACCAUUCGUUCAUCAUAUACAAGAGGAUGACUCCAAAGAGUUCAUUAUCCAGGUUCUAGUGCAUCUCGAUGUUUUGGUCCUACCGAAACAAUACGUUGACAAGAGUGUCACGCUCGUCGAUUAUUUCUUAGUUCCAUGCACUGUAAAACACAAGAUGCCGAUGUCCUUUCUAGAUGACAAAUCAUUUGCAAACAGGACAAUUGCGUUGGUCUAUCAAAUACAGAAGUCAUCCAUACCAUCAGCAUUGUCUUUUAAACUGGUUGGUGCGGUUAGUGGUAUUUGGCCUAUCAAGGAGGUCAACGGACGUCCAUUAAUAUAUCAUUCAUCAGCCGUACUAUGUGUUGACAGCAACACCGAGUUUAGAAUAAUGGUAGAAGAAACGAGAGUCGUUGUCUAUCUUACGAACAUAUCUUCUAGAUCUUACAUCUCCCCAGAUAUUGCUGCCAGCAUUCAAGAAUGCCUGACCGUGACUUUACAAGCUGUUUUGAAAUUUUAUCUUAUCAGCAUUGGAAAGAACCAGAAAAAAGUGAAUUUGACAAAUCUCUUUAGCAUUGAAGUAGGAGAGGUUUGUGGCAGAUCUCCAUGCGUGAUAUCCAUUUCAAAGGCGAAACAAACCUCCUACUGGGUGUGUGAGCGUGGGAAUAAACACUGCUCCAGAAGAUCUUUACUGUGGUUUUUUAACAAGACACAGGAAGAAUGCCCAUCCAAUUGUCCAGGUCUUGGAAACACUGCCCUGACAAUGUCACCAAGCGAGCAACAUCUCUCACGACUUGCAUAUCACCUAGAUAUUAAUAGUUGUAGAGAGGUGAUGAUUCAUCUAGGGUUACAACUGAAUGAUUGGAAUGAUAUUGAUUACAGUUACACAAGGAUGCCUCUUGUCAUCAAAAUCAUGGCAUUCAAUUUCUGGAGAACAAAAAGCAUAAGGGGUAAACCCACAAAGUCAUUCCACGACUUGCUGGAUGCACUUAAGGCAGUGGGCGAUGAAAGACAUUUGCUUUGCAAGGUGUUCAGAGAAGACACGCAUUUAUUAGAUAUUGCAGAAAUUCGACUACAAGAAGUUCCACACGAUAAUGUUUUGAAAGAUCUGCCCAAAAACCUUGGAAACUGCGCCAUACAACUCGGAAUCGAGCUAGGAGUUAGUAUAAGUUCGAUAGAGGAGACAUUGACACGGCAUCCAAGGGACAUGUACAAUCAGAUAGAAGACAUCCUGAGAAAAUGGAAAACUUCAAGAGAAGUAAAACCUACAAUAUACAGGUUAAUGCUAGCUCUGGAACGCGUACAUACUGGAGGGUUGGAAUAUUUAAAGGGUAUCUACAUUGGACAGUAAUUAGUGUUCAUAUUCAAUACAUUCUGAAUAUUAAUCAUAAGAUGUCUCUCUUAACUUCACAAGAUGCCGUUUUUAAUAUCAAUCAAAUUAAAAGUCAAAUCUAUCAAAUAAUUCUACAGAAAAAUAUAACUGAAAAAUAAUAAAAAUUGAUAAAAAUGUGGAAGGCGAAAACACUUUUUAUGUUUAUGCCUAUAUGGUAUUGCAAUAUAACAACUCCUUGAUGAAAAAAAACCCAGGAAAAUGAUCAACCAACCUCUAAUUUUUAUGUUUCUACUAUAUUUCAAUACUAUAUAAGUCAAAUAAUUUACUAUAGUAUUUCUUCUUGUAAGAUUUCAACAUAAAAUAAAUUCAGUAUAGAUUAAACAAUUAAGAAAUUUAUAAUACAAAAUAAAUAAUUAUAUAGUGCUGUUUACACUACUGGGUAUAUUCGAGUGUAUUCGUUAAAUAAAGAACAUGGGAAAACAGAACAUAUAUUCUUUGUACAAUCAGAGAUUGAGAAACAGUAUGUAUGUCUGUGUUAAGUUUUCAAAUUCUUUAUUUGGGAUAACGUUUAUUCUUUUACUAUACUCUGUUGUACGAAGUUCAAAUGAAACAUGUACCUUGAUUGUUGUUCUGUUUACCUACAAUUGUGUUGUGUAUAAAUAUAACUGAAGUCAUAUGUAUACAAUAUAUAAUACAUAAUUAUAACAUGCAAAAAGUACAACUCGUACAGCAACAUAUGAUAAAUGGAAGAAACCAUGUAUAUUUAGUGAGACUCAACACAUGAUGGUUGAAUCGCUCAUUUAACCUUAAAGUACCAAGCACAAUCCAAAACCGGACAAGCAGGAAUCUGUUUUAUGUUCAUAAGUAAAAUUAAUUAAUGUCAUUCUUGUCACAUUCAAACUGGUGUCCAUUUAUAUUUUUGUUCCAAUCAUGCUCGGUUUAAAAUCUGAUCAGAAUGAACACUGAAAGUUGAAACUGUCUAAAUUGUUUGUAUAUAGUUUGUUUACUUUGAAUAUAAAUAAUAUGAUGUAAGAUGGUAUAUUAUGUUCAUCCGUCAUUCAGGUUUUGAAAGACUAUAUUACAAAUAUUUGUAUUAACAUUCUCAUUUAAUUUUUGAUAGAAAAAACAUCUUUCACUAAGAAAGUGUAAGUGUUUGAUUUAAUGUAUAUGAUAUGCAUAGCUUUGUUUUUCUUGUCCAAUUGAUAAGUCUUGUUUGGUUAUAGCAUAUAACCUGUCGUAUGAGUUUUCCGUUUCUGAUAGACAAUAUUUUAGCCUCAUCACAUAAAUCAUAUCAUUUCUCCAGAUACGUAUCUGGUAUAGUACAAUCGUAUUUGUACAAUACUUAUAAUUUGAAAAGAGCCAAAAUAUAUAAAUUAGCUAAUUAAAACCACCUUAAUACUUUGAACGGAUGCAUUUUUUAUUACAUAAUCAUGUUGCUGGCUUUAUUUGAGCGGAUUUAUCGAAGUCAGUCUAGAAAGCGCUUCGUAUGAAUUAAAUUGAUAAAAUGUAAUCAGUAUUAUAUAUGAAAGCCAUACAUCUUGUUCGGUACUGUCGUUGGAAUUUGACAUGAAGUUUAAGACAAAAAAGAUGAAACUAUGAGUUACGAAUAGGUUUAAUGAAACUUCUGAGAGACUUCUGGCGGUACAAGUGCAACCGUUUAAUAGCAAAUGAAAAAUAUCUUUCAUUAAACUAACUAACACUAAAUUAAGUGAUGUGAAUUCAUGUUUGCAUAAUUCUUUAUUCGGGUGGCGUUUAUUGAACUGCACGGUUCUAGAAUAAUUUGUUUGUUUUAUCAAAUAGAUUAUCAAAUCAUUAAUAAAGUAGGUAAAGUCAUGAACUGACCUUUUUUUGUCAAACAUGAAUGAUGCUUCGUGUAGAUAAAAGCCAGUGUACUGUUUUUGUAGUUAUAGUUAUAGUUGUAUUGUUGUAAAUAUUUGUAAUAUAUGCUUGAGUCUACGAGGUCUUACCAAACAAUGUUUAAAUAAGUCUUAUCAAGUGAUUAGUAUACAUUUGCAUACAACUACCACGGAUAUAGUCUGCAUAAAUGAGAUCUAACUAUUAACAGAAAUUGACUUGUUUUUGUGAAUUUCACAUUUUUGUUCAUAACAAGAUUGUAUAAGAUCUUUAGAUGUAUUUUAGUGUAACAGCUCUAUCAGUAUCAAAGCAUACAAAUUGUUUAAUGUAUUUUUAGCAUAUAAGAUAUAUUAACAAAAAAGGAGUAUACAGACAUCAUGGUUUCCUGUUUCGUUUUUAAAAUAAUAGUAAACAUUUAUCUGUUUUUGAAAAUUGAAAAAAAACAUCUAAGUUUUCUAAAACAAAAACUAAAAGCAUUUUGCAAGUCCUUUGGAUCAAUGUUCACACUAUUGAUUGUGUGUUGUUUCUUAAUACACUAAUCAGUCAACCAAUGUUCAACUCUCGUUAUUCGAUUGAAAAGAAAUUAAUCAAGGUAACGAUUAUAAACUGAGAGAAUCACAUUCAUUAAAAGAAGCGUGGCCGGAUGCGACGACAGGUCGAGCGUUUCCUACUAGGCAUCUUUCAUCAGUCAUGCAAAUUUUCACUGUGUUAAAUUGUCACAAAAGAGAACAGGACAAAAUAGGAAAAUACUAAUUCACAUGUCAAUAAGUGCUUGCAUAUCAUAUAUAUAUAUAUUUUUUUUAUAUAUAUAUCAAAUUAAUCUUUACAUGAUUGAUACCAUCAAAUCGAGCAAAUUAGUAUGAUAAUUUGGUUGAAAAGGACACAGAUUGAUAACUUUCAAUUAUAAUAUAUGACAAAUGUGACAAAUUAGAUUUUGCCAUUUUCGUACUUGGGGUUUGCAUGUUUUAUUGAAUCAUUUCGCAAGGACGUUUUUAAAAACAUUUUAUGACCUC
This is a messenger RNA of Mytilus californianus (California mussel), 4837 nucleotides long. RefSeq lists its product as uncharacterized. Gene Ontology annotation, biological process: signal transduction. The record is from RefSeq and is a predicted model, not a curated record. Gene Ontology annotation, molecular function: protein binding. Bases 54 to 1988 code for a protein of 644 amino acids. Lineage: Eukaryota; Metazoa; Mollusca; Bivalvia; Mytilida; Mytilidae. The transcript has 6 exons.